Molecule: messenger RNA, 1080 nt
Organism: Pseudogymnoascus verrucosus
Lineage: Eukaryota; Fungi; Ascomycota; Leotiomycetes; Thelebolales; Thelebolaceae
Exons: 1
Coding region: 234-851 (205 amino acids)
Molecular function (GO): carbon-sulfur lyase activity
Source: RefSeq, a predicted model, not a curated record
UGUCUGUGGAACUUAAAUCAUUUCAAGAUUCUUGUGAAUAAAACCAAGGUGCUGCCUACCGUCACAUGACGAGCCUGUUGAUCGCUGACAAUAGCGCCCUCUACUCUACAACCCCGCCUUCACAAUAUAUAGUGCCAGCAUCCAGCAUCCAGCGAUCAAGAUAGAAGACUCUAAGAUCUUUUCCUCUCUUUCCAUCACUCCCAAAAGCUUCACUACUCCCAACAGUACUUAAAAUGGCGACCGAGGCGGUAGAAUCCCUCUCCUCAUCCCUCUCAACCACCACCAUCUCUCCCGGCCGCCGGCCUUACACAGGGUCCUGCCACUGCGGCCGUACCAAAUAUAUCACAUAUCUCACCCUCCCACCGCCCAUCAUCUCCGCCAACCCACCAUCACCCUCCUCAACCAUCCGCAUCCGGAAAUGCAACUGCUCGACCUGCCAAAAAAUGUCGUACUUUCACGUCCGCCUGAUGGAUGAGCCGAACGACUUUCUGCUUUUGAGCCCGCUGAACCCUACAGAUGGGGGCUUGAGCGAUUAUACGUGCUUUAAGGGGGCUAUCCACUGGUACUUCUGCAGCAAGUGUGGGGUUAGAUGCUUUGCUUUCGCCGGCGAGGGAGUGGUCCGUGAGGUUGAGGUUGAGGGCAAGGUGCAGGAGGUGUGGACGGCGGAUCCAGAGAAAUGGGGGAAGGGCAAGGUUGCGUACUUGAGUGUUAAUGCCGCGACUUUGGAUAAUAACCAGGAGGGGCUAGAUCUUACUGAGUGGACUGAGAAGGGAUGGAUUUCUUAUAUAGAUUGGAAAAACAACGCUGAUGAGGCGCGUAUGGGAAAACCGCACGAGGGUGGGAUGUAUUAGGCUCUAUUGUGUGCUACAUGAAUAGACUCUGAAUUAAGCUGUUUCUUAAAGUCCUUCUUUGGGCUUUUGGGCAGAAUAGUAUAAGAUAUUCGCCAAACCACCACUUAUAGCUGAGUUCCGGACCAGGGCCCCUAUCAAUCAUAGUUGCUAUAGACACCAUCUUUAUACACGGUGCUUAACGUCAUCAUUUUAAUAAUAGUUGCUAUAAAUACUAUUAUUGUGCACAGCG